Molecule: messenger RNA, 330 nt
Organism: Phycomyces blakesleeanus NRRL 1555(-)
Lineage: Eukaryota; Fungi; Mucoromycota; Mucoromycetes; Mucorales; Phycomycetaceae
Exons: 4
Coding region: 1-330 (109 amino acids)
Source: RefSeq, a predicted model, not a curated record
AUGGGUCAAAUAAUGUUUAUGACUAGGCGUGUGAGGAUGAGAAUUAAUUAUCAAAAUAUGAAAAUUGGAGAAAUGGAAAAAGUGGUUUUAACGAGCAAAACUGAGAGAGACACCAUAUCCGUGAGCUUGUAUACUGUAUCCGAACAAAACAGAACUGUUAUCCGUGUUAAGCAGUUGUUCUUAUUCUAUGACAGUACGUACGAAGACAAUACUGGUAAUACAGCUGUUGAACAUGUGCCAAGAUAUGUUUGCCCAUGUGUAUGCGAUAUUCUUUUAAGCAAGCGACGACAUGGUUUUCAUGGGCAUGCAACAUUAACUCUCAUUGGCUAA